This is a messenger RNA of Elaeis guineensis (African oil palm), 1283 nucleotides long. RefSeq names its product tuliposide A-converting enzyme 2, chloroplastic. The record is from RefSeq and is a predicted model, not a curated record. NCBI's taxonomy places the organism in Eukaryota, Viridiplantae, Streptophyta, Magnoliopsida, Arecales, Arecaceae. Gene Ontology annotation, molecular function: hydrolase activity.
UUUUGGGGCCUUACCAAACUCCAAAGCGCCCAUCUGGAGCUGGUCUCGCUCUUCCCCUGUUCUUCCAACCGCACCUCCCUUCGCAAACGAUGGAUCCUGACACCGAAAUCCAAUUCGAGUUCUUCCCUUUCAUCCGCCAGUACAAGAGCGGCCGCACCGAACGCUUCUUUCCCAUCGACAAAGUUCCCCCAGCCGUCGAUCCCGACACCGGCGUCACCUCCAAAGACGUCGUCAUCGACCCGGACAUCGGCGUCUCCGCCCGCCUCUACCUCCCCAAUCUCCCCGACACCCCUCCGAAAAAGCUUCCAGUCUUCGUCUACUUCCACGGCGGAGGCUUCGUCGUCGGCUCCGCCUUCAGCCCCACCACCCACGCGUACCUCAACUCCCUCGUAGCCCGAGCCAACGUCAUCGCCGUCUCGGUGGGCUACCGCCUGGCCCCCGAGCACCCGCUUCCCACAGCCUACAACGACUCCUGGGCGGUGCUGGAAUGGAUCGCCUCCCACGCCCCUGGCGGCGGCGCCGAGACAUGGCUGGCCGAGCAUGGAGAUUUCCAGCACGUCUACUUGGCGGGAUGCAGCGCGGGCGCCAACAUAGCCCAUCACAUGGCGCUGCGCGCAGGAGCGGAGGAGCUCGGAGGUGGGGUGAGGAUAGAAGGGGUAAUAUUGGUCCAUCCCUAUUUCUGGGGCAAAGAACCAUUUGAUGCAGAGAUCGCGGAUAUGGAAAUAAAGAAGAGGAUGGAUGGGCUCUGGACACUCAUUUGCCCUGGGACGGUGGGGUCGGACGACUCGCUGAUUAACCCGGUGGCGGAGGCGGCGCCGAGCUUGAAGGGAUUGGCGUGCGAGCGCGUGCUGGUUUGUGUCGCGAAGUUGGAUCUGUUGAGGGAGAGGGGGAGGACGUACUACGAGGAGUUGAAGGGAAGUGGAUGGGGAGGGGAAGUGGAGUUGUUUGAGUCCGAGGGGGAGGAUCAUGCGUUCCACUUCGAGAAGCUCAACUCUGAGAAAGCUUUGGAGCUUAUGGCGCGUGUGGUUGAGUUUGCAAAUGGCAAUUGAAGACUCUUUGGAAUUGGGGAUGCUGGAAAUGCCUUUUUUUUUUCUCUCUUUUUCCCCUGAAAUCCUGGUUGCUGUCCUGCUUCUGAACAUGGUGAAUCCCAUCAGAAAAAUUUGGUAGAUUUCAUGUUGAGUCUAUAUAUGUCAUUUUGGUUCGUAAUUUUUUACUUGUCUCUUCUCUCAUGUCCUAUCAUUUAAAUUUUAAAUUUUACCAAUAUAUGAAUAUUUUCUCCUCUA